Rhizophagus irregularis DAOM 181602=DAOM 197198 is the source of this 600-nucleotide messenger RNA. The record is from RefSeq and is a predicted model, not a curated record. Lineage: Eukaryota; Fungi; Glomeromycota; Glomeromycetes; Glomerales; Glomeraceae.
UCAUUUUUUACGUGUCAAAUUUGUAGAUGAGGCUUUGAGUAAAGUUAGUUGUUCACCUAAUGGUGUUACUAAUGAUACUCCUAACCUUGCUUUAUAUAAUAGAGUUUAUUAUACUUUAUGUCAUGGUAUCACUAUUGGUGCGAAUUCUUGGCUUUCUCUGAGAGUCAAUUAAGAGAUCAUAGUUGUUGGUUUUUUUCAUCAAUUGGUGAUUUAACUGCUGAUAAGGUUAGAACAGAGAUGGGGAUUUUUUCAACAAAUAAAAGUGUAGCAAAAUAUAUUGCUCAAAUGGAUCAGUGUUUUUCGAGUACUCGUAAUAUUCAAAUGGAUCAAAUGGAUCGGUGUUUUUCGAGUACUCGUAAUAUUAAAAAGCCACCUAUUGUUAAAAUUAAAGAAAUUCCUGAUAUAGUUAGAAAUGGUUUCACUUUUUCAGAUGGGGUAGGGAAUAUCUCUUUUUCAUUAGCAAAGAAGAUUGCUUAUGAUUUCAAAUUAAAAACUAUUCCAACAAUUUAGAAUGGCUGGGUAUAAGGGUGUUUUAUGUCAGUCAAAUAAUGUGAAAGAUAAUGAAGUUCAAGUUCGUCCUAGUCAACAUAAAUUUGAAUC